GGACUGGUAGUACCAGUGCGGAAGUCCCGCCGAAGCGUAGCCGUAGUCAGCAGAGCGGGUUGGUAACUGCAGGCGGGACAGCAACAGGGAGACGCUCUGUCAACACCCAAGAUCCGUUUCCCUGUUUUCAGUUCCCAUAUUUUCCGUGUUUAUAAGUGAGAGGGAAGAGUUCCGUGUUCUAGUUUAGUCCGUCCCGCCGCAGUUCGACCCUCGCCAAGAUGAUUCCUGUGAAGCAUGUCCUGGUGAUCCUCAUGGCGGUCUGGAGCUGUUGUGCAACUUUGGACCUACAGAGUUAUGAAGAGCGGGUCAGCGAGCAGCUCUCAGGCAGCCCGGGUCCCCGGUCCAGCUGGGAACGGUACGAGGCAGCAGUGCAGAUUCUACAGGCAGAGGCCAACAGGACUGGCACAGUAGAGCAGCUGCAGGCUUCCGUACAGACCCAGACCACUGGUGCUCAGCUGAACUGCCCACUGAAAAAUUCCCACACUGUCCCUACCUCAGUCCACAGCCUGCGUCCGGAAGAUGUGAAGGUGGUCGCGGCGAUUGGAGAUUCCCUCACGGCAGCCAAUGGUGCGAAGGCGCUGACUGUUCUCGGCCUCCUGACUAACUACAGGGGAGUGGCAUGGAGUAUUGGUGGUGAGAAGACCCUGGACAGCUACACAACUCUGCCAAAUAUCCUGAAGAAGUUUAACCCUGAGAUCAUCGGUUUUGCGACCGGAAGUGGCGGUGCUGACAGCCGCAACGCUCACCUGGACCAGGCGGUUGCUGGCGCGGUCUCCGAGGACAUGGUUGGACAGGCUCGCAAGCUGAUAGAUCUGAUCAAGGCUGGUGAGCACAUUGACUUUGAAAAUGACUGGAAGCUGGUGACCAUGCUGAUCGGUGGGAAUGACCUUUGUGACUACUGCGAGGACAAGGAAAAACGGAGUCCUUUGAAGUAUUACGAACACAUAAAAGCAGCACUAGACCUUCUUCAUCAGGAGUUGCCGAGGACGUUUGUAAACGUGGUGACUGUGAUGGAUGUGGUAGAGAUCGGCAAGCUCCAUCGAACAUUCACCUGCGACGUGCUGCACUUUUUCUUGUGCCGCUGCGUGAGUUAUGCCAGUGAGGAGGACCUAGUCGAGCUUCAGGCAGCCAACAUGCGCUACAUGUCCUUGACCAAUCGGCUGGUAAACAGUGGUCGCUAUGACGACCGUGAUGACUUCACUGUGGUGGUCCAACCCUUCCUGGAAGAGACCAAGUUGCCCAGAACAGAGGGUGGAGACUAUGACCGGUCGUACUUUGCUCCUGACUGUUUCCACUUCAGCCUGAAGGCUCACGCUGCAGCUGCAAAAGCACUAUGGAACAACAUGCUGGAGCCUGUUGGAUCCAAGAGGACCGACUGGCAUGUAGGAGAACCCUUCGAGUGUCCUACUGAGGAGCGUCCUUACUUUGGGACAGCCAAGAACAGCAGGACCUCCCUGGGCGGUGCCAACCCAAGUGUUGGGGUGGAGACGUUCAACUCCUACUUUAAAGAUUUCACGUCUCAGGACGUCAGCAAACCUACAUCAGGCUCCGCCGCGCUGGUCGUGGUUGGCUGCCUGCUCCUGGUCUGUGCCGUUGUUGCCAGUGUUUUUGUGCUUCGCAGACGUAGAAAGGUCAAGGGUCAGGUCAAGGGUCAGGAAACAGCACCUCUUCUUAGCGAGUCUAACGACAUGGCUGCUACUUUGGUGAUGUCUUAAGCUGCGCUGGGGCCUAAAGACACUGCUGCCGCACUGAUUGUGUUUUAUGGCUUGUUCACACCGGUGUGUGUAUUCAAGUCCAUAUGAGUUGAAUAUCUGGUACAUUUUUUGGCUUUCGUAAAGUUUGCAGGAAAGAAGUUAUUUCUACUUUGACUCAAAGUAAUCUGCAGUAAUCGAACCAAACAAAGUGCUUCUCUGGCUGCAAACUUUACUUUGGCCAAAAAAAAUGUCCUCGAAACUCACAUGGACUUAGAUAUACAAAUAUAAACGGGCUUCCUGUAGGAGUCAAGACAUGGCUUGUACUCUUGUCUUACAUGUAGGUGUGAUUGGAGUCUAAUUUGUUGGUUUUUAGAUUUAAAGUAAAUAAUUCUGCUCUAGAAGAUCAAGAUGAAAAUAGACCCUGAAGGAAAGACUGAAUCUUCAGGGAGGGAAUAUAUAGUCGGAUUCAAGUUUCCCUCCAGCCCUGUUUUCAUUUAGAUCUUUUGCUAUGCUUCUGAGCCUCCUUACCAUUUGUUAGACUCAAAAAUGCCUAAUAACCAUACAUAUGUAUAAUUGUAGAGGCCUAACAGGCUUUAUGUGAGGAAACUAAAAUGCUGCAAUGUGUAAUUCCCACACUGAACAGGGUUGUCUGUGUGGAUAAGGUCAAUGACAUAUCAUACUGCUGGUUUUUAUACUAACAAAUAUGCAAAUACUGAUCAUUAUAUUGUGAUGUACAAUACUGAAUAGGGAAUUGUGAUGAUUUUAUUAAUGUAUCUGCGUCGCAUUAAGCAGAAACUUCUCAGGAAUCUUGAAAGACCACAUUUUGCCAAUAUUUGUUAAGUGUUUAUGACAUGUAAUAAUUCCAUGUCCUAUAUUUUACUCCAGACUGUUGCAUUACAACAGGGUAGGUUUGCUGCUUGUAGAGUGUUGUUGUUGCACUAUAUGUUGGAUAGUUAAAUAGUGCAGAGUCUAUGCUUUUAGCUUGCCACUUGCUUUUAGUAUUCAGUUUUUUUCUUGACUUUUACAUUUUUUUGUGCAAUUCACCAAGAUUACUACAUAGCUUGUUAGGAUUUGAUGAUGUAAUGUUAGUUAGGAUUGUAAUGUCUCUUUUGUAAUAAGGCAACAUUAACCAUGAAAGGUUUGUGGAUUCUAUCAGUUUUUAAUGUGUGGUACUUUACAGAUUUUGGUGAUUAUUUUUAAUAAUGUUGUCAAGAUUGUCAUUUUCAUGCAUAUUCACCAUGAAUUGCUGCCUUUUGAUGUACAUGUAUUUGAAGCAUUAAUUGCAGCCUUACCAAGAAUUAACAAACCAAUCCAGAGUUUUGGGAAGUACAGGUUUAUCCUGUCACAUAUCAUUGGUUAAUUCUAAGUAAUUCUAAUGUGUUGUAACAAAUACAGGGUUAAUGUGUACCAAUUAUAGUGACACACUAAAGAAAUAUGCCAAUGAACUAUGUAGUGUCUGUUAACAUUUGAAUUGACAUAACGCACAAUGUAUUUGUAAUGAUUUUUAGCCAUAUUUGUGUGGCAAAUGUUAAGAGGAUGUUUAUAUUCAGGAAUCUAAUGUUGAAGGGAGAAAUUGUACAGAUCUGCCUCAGAGAAAUUAUUUAUGAAUACAGUGGUAUUAACAUUGACUUGUUAUACAAGUUGACCUGAAAUAUUUGUCUAUAUAUAUCACAAUUAAGUAUAUAAAGAACAUUUUGGAAGCAAAUUUUUAGACUUGAAUAAAAUGCGAGAUUUA
Messenger RNA from Branchiostoma floridae (Florida lancelet), 3429 nucleotides. RefSeq names its product phospholipase B1, membrane-associated-like. Bases 219 to 1715 code for a protein of 498 amino acids. The transcript has 16 exons. Gene Ontology annotation, biological process: phospholipid metabolic process. NCBI's taxonomy places the organism in Eukaryota, Metazoa, Chordata, Leptocardii, Amphioxiformes, Branchiostomatidae. Gene Ontology annotation, molecular function: glycerophospholipase activity. The record is from RefSeq and is a predicted model, not a curated record.